This is a messenger RNA of Ziziphus jujuba (common jujube), 1321 nucleotides long. RefSeq lists its product as uncharacterized. Lineage: Eukaryota; Viridiplantae; Streptophyta; Magnoliopsida; Rosales; Rhamnaceae. The record is from RefSeq and is a predicted model, not a curated record. The transcript is spliced from 3 exons. The coding region runs from base 277 to 1176 and encodes 299 amino acids.
AACAAGAGUGAUCCCUUUCCGAAUACAGAAAUUUGAAAAGCAAAAGCAAAAUAGAAAACACUCCGAAAACAAACAAAAAAAAAAAAAAAAAAAAGUUCCCCCCAAUAGCCAACUCCUACCCAGUCCUUCUGUCGACGGUUUACUGUUUCUCUCUGGUAUUUCAGUGCGCUUUUUGCUCUGAUUUUGAUAUCCCUUGGUGCAAUGUGUCUUGUGAAAGCUUAUGCUGGCUGUAUGCAUAACAAGCUUACAAAGGGUAGCCAUUAGUCCUUUAACUAGAUGGUGUCCAGACGGAAUGAAGCUAAAGUUGAAUUUGAGGCUGACCCUGCUACUUGGGCAGCCAGUGAGGAGAAAAUUUUCAUUCGGUUAAUGGUAAAAGAGGUUCAGAAAGGAAACAGAUCCAGCACAACCUUUACAAGGAAAGGUUGGAAAAAUAUAGAGCAAGAAUUCUGUGAUCGAACAUGCAAGAGGUAUAACAAUUCUCAAUUCAGAAAUAAAUUUAACCAACUGAGGACACGUUAUCAUGAUUUCAGUAAGCUAUUGAAAGAACCUGGGUUUAGCUGGGACCCCAUGCUCAACAAUGUCUCAGCCUCCGAGAGUGUCUGGGAGUCAUUUAUAAAGGCCAACAAGAAGGCUAAAAGAUUCCGGAAAAAGGGUUGUGCUAUGUUUAAUGAUUUGGGGAUUAUCUAUGGCAAUCUAGCUGUGCAGUGCAAAGGUGUUUUCCCACUGUCUCAGUAUCCCUUGGUCAAUGAAGAUCACAUGGAUGUAGAAGAUUCAUCAACAAAUGCCACUCCAUCUGCUUUCCUGGAUGUUGAUAGCAAUGAUAAUAAAGAUUAUACUUUGCAAAACACAAGAGGGCAGCGAUCUCCCACUCCAACAAGCCAUGUUGGAGGGAAGAUGGACACAAGGGCAGGAAAGAUAGGAGACGCUCUGAAGGAAUGGGCUGACGCUAUGCAGGAAACAAACAUAACGCCACCAACCUCGAAAAGAGUCGACACAUCCCUACGAUACAGUGCAUUUUCCAUAACCAAUUGUGUCAAGUGUCUGGAGUCAAUUGAAGGUGUCGAUGGUGGUACCUACAUAAAGGCAAUUAAGAUGUUUAAAGAUGCGGACUGGAGGGAGAUGUUUAUGGCAAUGUCAGCUGAGCGAAGAUUACUUUGGUUGAAUAGCUUAGAGUGAUGCUGACUGCUAUGCUCUUGGGAUUCUGAAAGAAAGAUAAGCAUACAAUUUAAGAAACAUUCCACUUUUGCUUGUUUUUCCAGAUAAUCUUUCUGUGUUGUAGAGAGACAUCUUUGACACAAUCAAGUUCAUCUGCAUUCUGACC